Dicrocoelium dendriticum is the source of this 1801-nucleotide messenger RNA. Lineage: Eukaryota; Metazoa; Platyhelminthes; Trematoda; Plagiorchiida; Dicrocoeliidae. The record is from the annotation of a GenBank genome assembly.
UCACAAACCGUUUUGGUGAGUUCCACGCUGCACGUUCCUCGCUCUCUCUGAUUCGCUUCCUAUUCUUGUAGCCUGUACAAUAUACGUUGGGUUCAGUUGCCUCCGACUUCUAUACUGUCGUAUUUGACACGUCUUACGUGUCAUUGCUUACCGACUAGUAUCCCAGGUUCCGCCCAACAAUUGGUGACCCCCUGUCAGGAACACGCCGCCCGCCAUUUUGCAUUUUCAUUCUGGUGAGCUCGUUCCAGUGAUUUUGUGAUUCAUUACUUGUGAUCAUAUUGUUUUCUCACCUACCACAUUUUUACCUGCUUUUUGCAAUGGAUUAUCUAGAGGAUAAGCCAUCUCCAUGCGCGGCUAACGCCGUUCAGCCUGUCAUGGUCAACUCUGUUGCCUUAACCCCUCCCCCGUUUUGGGAGAAUGAUCCUUUAUUAUGGUUUUUGCACCUAGAAUCCGUAUUUUAUAUUCGUAAGCUUUCUUCUGAUUUCGCCAUGUAUAAUCAGUUAAUAUCUUGCCUUCCUUAUAGUAUAUCCUCGCAGGUGAGAGACAUCAUACUUUGCCCCCCUCUAGUAAUGAAAUACGAGACACUUAAACAGGCUAUUAUUCAGCGAAUCACGCCUUCUGACAAGGUCCGUCUGCAGCAACUAUUUAGUGAUCUGCAGCUAGGAGAUAGGAUGCCCUCAGCCUUGUUGCGCGAAAUGCAACAGCUCAUCGGCACGUCCAACAUGGACGUAGGGAUUCUCCGCGAGCUGUGGAUGCAACGCCUUCCUGCAAGCACUCAAGCUAUCCUUGCAGUAGCAAGUGACUUGCCAAUCACGGCAAUUGCAGAUCUAGCAGACCGCGUCAUCGAACGGCACCAGCCAGAGACUGAAACCAAAGCACUUAAGCAGCUUUGCGCUGGCGCAACCACAACGACAGGCGCGACUAGCCCUCCGUCGGCAAUAGACGCAUUAUCAUUGCAGAUAGCGUCGCUUCAGCGCCAGAUCAAAGAACUCACCUUAAAACGUAAGCACUGCAACCGCUCUGGAUCAUCGCACCGUCGCACAAAACCUGAUGCCUCAGGUUACUGCUUUUACCACUCGCGUUUCGGUACUAAAGCCCGUAAGUGCGUACAGCCGUGUAGCUACUCCGCUAUAGAUGAUCCGCCACGCCGGGCUGUAAUGGCCACGAACGUCGGCAAAGCCCGAAGUCGUCUCAUCUACAUUAGGGAUUAUGACUCCGAUACCCAGUUCUUAGUUGAUACCGGGGCGGAAGUCAGCGUCAUUCCCCCUAUGCCAGGUGAGCCUACCGCUUCUCUGUCGACAAGCCUCAGUGCCGCCAAUGGCACACCAAUAGCCACCUAUGGUCAUCGGUCACUUACCCUGGACCUAGGUCUUCGGCGCACGUUCCGCUGGGUAUUCACUGUCGCUGCAGUCCCCUUUGCCAUCAUCGGCAUUGACUUUCUCAGGCAUUUCGACCUCUUGGUCGAUGCGAAACGCCAGAUGAUAGUCGACACUGCAACAAAACUCAGCGUACGUGGCAUCACCGCCGAUGUGACAUCUAUAUCCCCGGUCUAUGCAUUUCCCCAGACCUCGUCAGCCUACGCUAAUCUCCUUUCUCAGUAUCCCAAGCUCGUUCAGCCAAUGAACGCAGCUUUGCCCGUGGCAGCUCAAGUCACGCACCACAUACGGACGAAUGGCCCACCUGUGUCAUGCCGUCCACGCCGACUAUCGCCUGAGAAACUAAAGGUAGCUAGGGCGGAGUUUGAGCACAUGCUUGAACUUGGAAUAAUCCGCCCUUCCGACAGCCCUUGGUCCUCGCCCCU